Molecule: messenger RNA, 1044 nt
Organism: Leishmania braziliensis MHOM/BR/75/M2904
Lineage: Eukaryota; Euglenozoa; Kinetoplastea; Trypanosomatida; Trypanosomatidae
Exons: 1
Coding region: 1-1044 (347 amino acids)
Molecular function (GO): RNA binding
Source: RefSeq, a predicted model, not a curated record
AUGUCCCGGAAAGCGAAAUAUCAGCAGGAGAGUUUCAGCUUCACCCCAAGCAGCACGAAUCUCUUCGUGCGCUACCUGUCGCGCGAGGUGGACGACGACCGUCUGCGCGCGAUCUUCUCCGCCUUCGGCAAUAUCACCUCGUCGAUGGUGAUGCGCGACAUCUACAGUGGCCAGAGCCUCGGCACGGCAUUUGUGCGCUACGAGAAGCACGAGGAGGCGCUGCGUGCGCUGCGUGACGCCCACGGGAUGCCGCUGCUCGGCAAGACUGUGUCUGUGCAGUGGGCGAAGCAGCAGCACGACGGCACGCCAGCUGGGCAGGAGCGGCUGAGGAUGAACAAGCUGUUCCUGCGCAACGUGCCGCUGGAGGUUACGGAGGAGGAUCUUGUCGAUCUUGUGAACUCCUACGGCUCCGUCCGGAAGGUGACGAUUCACAACGACACCGCGCCGUUCAUCGACGCAACGGAGCGCCGCCGCAUCGUCUUCAUCACCUUUGCCGAGCAAGGCGCUGCGGAGGCCGCGCUGCGUGCAGUGCACAACACCUGCGCCUUUCACCAGUGCCGCGGCAUCCCACUGAUGUGCAAGCUGUCAGAGGACUACACGAAUAGGGUACGAACCCCCCAGGCUGUGCCUGUACCACACUCUUGGCGGUACGGCGGUUACCAAAGGUCUCGAAGCAGCCCCUACUCGAAGACGAUGACGCCGCGUUCCGAGAAUUCCAUGUCUGUGGAAGUUGCGCACCGUGCGAAGAGGGAGGAUACAGCUGGGUACGUAGGUGGCGGCACACUAGGCGUGAUAGAGACGCCGCGCAGCGUUGACAGCGCAUCGUCAAGUCUUACACACCAGGGCUUUCACACACACAACUUGAUGGAGGGUUGGAACUUGUCGUGCACGCAGCGUAUGGGUGGGCCAGCAUGUGACUUCGUGGCGACCCCAAUGAGUACGUGGAGGGACUUCGCAGGACUGACAACCAUACACGCACGGGAUAGCGGCAUUACUGUCACGGUGCGCCACCGCUCUUCCGCAAGAGGCUCCCAAGGUAAGUAG